This is a messenger RNA of Cyprinodon tularosa, 1072 nucleotides long. RefSeq names its product dCMP deaminase (gene dctd). The record is from RefSeq and is a predicted model, not a curated record. Gene Ontology annotation, biological process: dTMP biosynthetic process; dUMP biosynthetic process. The coding region runs from base 123 to 722 and encodes 199 amino acids. The transcript has 6 exons. Gene Ontology annotation, cellular component: cytoplasm. NCBI's taxonomy places the organism in Eukaryota, Metazoa, Chordata, Actinopteri, Cyprinodontiformes, Cyprinodontidae. Gene Ontology annotation, molecular function: dCMP deaminase activity; zinc ion binding.
ACUGCUCAGCCUGUCAGACAACGCUCCGGGCUUGGUUCACCCGCAGUAACGCGGGAGAUUUCUGCCUCGCUCCGUGGGUUCUGCGUGCUGCAAUCCACGGAAGUCUUCCUGUACACCUCAUCAUGGAAGGAAAGGCGAUGCCGGACCUGUUAAAUGGAGGCACCACGCGCAAAAGGGAGGACUACCUGGAGUGGCCGGAGUACUUCAUGGCUGUGGCCUUUCUGUCAGCACAGAGGAGCAAAGACCCCAGCUCUCAGGUGGGUGCAUGCAUAGUGAACCAGGAGAACAAGAUUGUCGGCAUCGGCUACAACGGCAUGCCUAAUGGCUGCAACGACGACCUGUUGCCAUGGUCGCGCUCCGCUGAUGAUCGGCUCAACACCAAAUACCCGUACGUGUGUCAUGCAGAGCUGAACGCCAUCAUGAACAAGAACAGCGCCGAUGUCAAAGGAUGCACCAUGUAUGUGGCUCUGUUCCCCUGCAAUGAGUGCGCCAAGCUGAUCAUCCAGGCAGGUCUGAAGGAGGUGGUGUAUCUCUCUGACAAGUACCACGACACGCCGGAGAUGGUGGCUUCCAGGCGGCUGCUCGACAUGGCGGGAGUUCAGUACAGGCAGUUCAAACCCAAGAGGUCUGAGAUCGUGAUAGAUUUUAACUCCAUUAACCACAGAGGGAGCGCCGGAGCGGCGAGGACCCAGCAGGACGGCGCGUCCACGCUGGACGCCUGAACACGUCACCGCUGGCUGUGGCACCGUUUCAUCUGGGUCUGAGCUCUGGGGUCGCUGCUAGGUCGGGUCCUUUCAAACUUUUCACUCUGGGACUUUUUCCCUGGAUGUCUCUGUGAAUGAGGCUCCCGCUCUGCAGAGGCAGAAACUUUAUCAAACUUUUAUUCUUGGUCCACAGUCAGUGUUUUUAUCGGUUGUAAAUAAGCUGAGUAUUCUUGUUACUGUGGGGGGGCAAUGUUACUUUGGUCAAACGGCUCCACUCUGCUGAAUCUGUGCUUUUAUGAAUGAUGCUUAAAGCAGAUGUGCUGGAUGUCAGCCAUUACUGCCUCUGUAAUAAAAGUGGGAUGAAAGAA